AACAAAUUGAUCUUUACAACACUUACAGCCAACCCAACCCAACUCAACUUAAUUGAAGUGAAGUCAUUGCUAUCUAUUAACACUUACAACCCAAUCUCAUAGGACCAAUAGUCAUCCAUCAACAGUAUCAUUGUCAACCCCGACUGUGACCCUUAAUAGAAUUAGAUAGAUCAAACCCCCCUAUAGAUAGAUGGCACAUUCAUCAUGAGAUUACUAUAUCUAGAAAACCCCCGUACCAUUGCAUUAUACUCCGAAACUCAUUCAUUAUUAUUUCAUCAACCUGAAAAAUCAAAAAAAGUUAUCGUUGAAAUCAGUCCUAAUGCUAGAAUCAAUCGUGAAAAUGGGUUCAAACCUUUAUUAGGUCGUGAAGUUUAUGGAUGUCUUGGAUUGAUUCAUUUAGAACAUCAAACUUUUGUAGCUAUUAUAUCAGGAGCUAUUAUCAAUGUAGCCAAUCCUGUCAAUUAUGAAUCAGUAGAUAAGAUCUUUGGUGUUGAAUUCAUCUCAUUAACGGGUGAUGAAUGGGAUUUCGUUAAUUUAGAUACUAAUGGUAUGCCAGUUUUAACUGCUAAUGGUGAAGAAGAUAAUUAUGAUCCCAAUUCAAGAAUUGUUCAUCCCUGUUUUGAAUUAAAGAAAUUAUUAUCCAAUGGUUCAUUUUAUUAUUCCAAUGAUUUUGAUUUAACUUCAACUUUACAAAAUAGAGGGAUUGUUAAUAAUAAUUUAAAUUCAAAUAAACCUCAAGUUUCAAGAUCAAUCAUUGAUCAUUAUCAAACGGAAUAUAUGUGGAAUUCAUUCUUAAUGGAUGAUUUAUUAAAAUUUAGAAAAAAUUUAGAUCAAUAUAGUCAAGAGAUUGUGGAUCAAAAUAAAUUUUUGGUCUCUGUGAUUAGAGGUUUUGCAAAAACGAUUCAACUAAAUUCUUAUCAUGAUUCAAUUACUUUAGUUUCAAAACAAUCUUGGAAAAGAGCAGGAACAAGAUAUAAUGCCAGAGGUAUUGAUGAUGAUGGGAAUGUUGCCAAUUCAGUAGAAACAGAAUUCAUUUAUUUUCAACCUUCAAGAGCAUCCAUAUUCACAUUUAUUCAAAUUAGAGGUUCCGUUCCAACAUUUUGGGAACAAGAUACUAAUUUAAUAAAUCCAAAAAUCACUUUAACAAGAUCAUUAGAAGCAACUCAACCGAUUUAUAAUAAACAUUUUCAAGACAUAUUUAAUAAAUAUGGUGAUUAUCAUAUUGUCAAUCUUUUAUCAAAAACCAAACCAAAUGAAAUCUCAGUUUCAAAACGAUAUAAACAAUUAUACAAUAAUGCUCCCGAUCAUAGUGAUACUGAUAUCUAUACUGAAUUUGAUUUCCAUCAAGAAACAAAACAACUGAAUGCAGGUUUUGCCGCUGCUUCGAAGAUCUUACCGUAUUUGGAAGAUUCCUUAUCAAGAUUUGGAUGGUAUUCUUAUGAUAUUAAUAAUAAGGAAAGCAUCAUGAAUCAAAAUGGGGUAUUUAGAACCAAUUGUUUGGAUUGUUUGGAUAGAACUAAUUUAAUCCAACAAAUAAUUUGUCAAGAAGUUAUAAAAAUCAUUCUUGAAAAUCAAGGCAGUGGAAGUAAUCAUCGUGAUAGAAAUUCAUUUGAAGAUCUUAGACUUAAAUAUAAUACUUUAUGGGCCGAUAAUGGAGAUGCCAUAUCUCAAAUUUAUACUGGUACAAAUGCGUUAAAAUCAUCCUUUUCAAGAGCUGGUAAAAUGAGUUUUGCCGGUGCUUUAUCCGAUGUAACGAAAUCAGUAUCAAGAUUAUAUCAAAAUACAUUUGUAGAUGGUAAGAAACAAUCUACCAUGGAUUUAUUAUUAGGUUAUGAUGCUAAAUAUUCCAAACCGGUUAAAAUUUUCGAUCCUAUAAAUGAUUACGUCAAUGAACAAUUAAGAAAUCGAUAUAGCGAAUUCACAACUUAUGACAAUAUAAAGAUCUUUGUUGGGACAUAUAAUAUCAAUGCCUUAGAUCCAUCUAAUGCCGGUGAUUUAAGUACAUGGUUAUUCCCUCCUGAAAAUUUCGAUUAUGAAGAAUUACCUGAUAUUUACGCUAUCGGAUUACAAGAAUUAAUUGAGUUGAAUGCCGGUGGAAUGCUUAAUGCUGAUCCUACCUUACCUAGUAAAUGGGCCAAUAUAUUAAAUUAUCAAUUAAAUUCUCAAAAUGUCGAAUAUCUAUUAUUAAGAACUGAAUCAAUUACAUCAAUGUCAUUAUUUUUAUUUGUUAAGAAAUCUCAAAUUCAUAAUGUAACUCAAGUAGGUGGUGCUUCUAAAAAGACAGGUUUAGGUGGUAUAGCCGCUAAUAAAGGGGCAUGUGGAGUUCGAUUUGAAUUUGGAAAUACAUCCUUUGUAUUAAUUACUUCUCAUUUAGCUGCUGGUAUGGCUGCUAUUGUAGAAAGAUUUAAUGAUUAUUCAACUAUUAUGGCAGGAUUAACGUUUACGAGAAAUUAUACUGUCAAUGAUCAUGAUCAUGUGAUUUGGUUUGGAGAUUUAAAUUAUCGUAUAGCAUUAGCUAAUGAUCAAUGUCGAAAUCUGAUUGAAAAUGGAGCCUUUGAUGAAUUAAUUACGUUAGAUCAAUUAAAUCAAGAAAUGAAUACUAAAGGAGGAGCAUUUACGGGAUUUAAAGAAGGGGAUAUUAAAUUUUAUCCAACUUAUAAAUUCGAUAAAGGGACGGAAAAUUAUGAUACUUCUGAAAAACAAAGAGUUCCAUCUUGGACUGAUAGAGUGGUUUAUUUAGAUAAUGAGAAAUAUGGAGAAAAAUUACAACAAUUGAAUUAUAAUUCAGUGAUGAAUCUUAGAGUAAGUGAUCAUAAACCGGUUUAUUCAACGUUCAAGAGUAAAGUUAAGUUUACUAAUACAGCUAAGAAGAAUGAAUUAUCAAAGAAAUUAUAUGAUCAAUAUAAAGUUGAACAUGAAGGAGAAAGUCCAUUAUUAGAACUUUCAAGUUCUUUAAGUGGUGAAUCUACCAGUGAAGCAAGUUUAUUAGAUGAUUUCCCUUCAUCGAAUACUCCUUCUUCGUCACCAGCUCCAAGACUUCCAAAUCGUCCUACUGUAACUAAUAAUAAUGUUAAUGAUGGGAAUGGAAAUGGGAAUGGUGUCGGUUUAGUGCCAAGAAGAUUACCACCUCCUCCAGCUAGCAGAAAACAGAAUGCUACUGAUUUUACAUCAACUCUUUCCCAAACGUUACCUAGGAAAUUACCUCCUAAACCAGAUGAAAAUUUCUUAAUUAAUGGACCACCCCCACCAGCAUAUACAUCUGCAAGUGCUCCACCACCUCCACCAGUUCGUAAAUCAAUUACUACAUUAUCAGCCAGUAAUAUUAAUAUUCCAACCCCUGUUAGUGCAAAACCCAAACCAACACCGAUAGGAUUUACUACAACACCAUUAAUACCAAGUAGAUCCAAUUCAGCUACUCCUGUGACACCACCACCUUCAAAAGUAUCAAUAGCACCAUCAGCAUCAGUUCCACCCCCAUCGAGUUUAUCACAUACAAGUAUACUUGAUAAGGGAGUUAAACCCAUGAUACCGAAGAAACCAACACCAUUAAGUACUACCAAGAUAAUUAAACCUAAUAAUGAAAUAAGUAAAUCAGAUCCUGAUUUAUCAAUUCAAACUAAUCCAAAAUUAGGUAAUACUACUCCUCCAACUCCACCACCACCGAGAUUGAAUUCAAGUAUUCAAAAUUCUUCAUCAUUACCAAGUAGUAUGUCUGAAUGGAAACCAUUAGUUCCAAAGUAGUUAAGUCAUAAUGCAUAUAUAUAUAAAUAAUUAAUCAAUUUUGCAACUGUAGAAUUUUUAUAAGCUUCACACGUGAGUAUUCACGUGACAAAAUUUUUGAU
Messenger RNA from Scheffersomyces coipomensis, 3842 nucleotides. RefSeq names its product phosphatidylinositol-3-/phosphoinositide 5-phosphatase. The record is from RefSeq and is a predicted model, not a curated record. The transcript has a single exon. Gene Ontology annotation, cellular component: membrane; cytoplasm. Gene Ontology annotation, biological process: phosphatidylinositol dephosphorylation. The coding region runs from base 205 to 3741 and encodes 1178 amino acids. Gene Ontology annotation, molecular function: phosphatidylinositol-4,5-bisphosphate 5-phosphatase activity; phosphatidylinositol-3,5-bisphosphate 5-phosphatase activity. NCBI's taxonomy places the organism in Eukaryota, Fungi, Ascomycota, Pichiomycetes, Serinales, Debaryomycetaceae.